CCCCGCUCCGGGUAUAACACCAGAAAAUGUCAGCGCUGCCGGGAGCAUGCGGCCCCCACCCUAUUUCCUUCCAGUCCCUUUUCCUGGCAUCUUCGGGCUUGGGGCCAGCCCCUGCUGCCUCCCCACCGGGCACUUGCUUCCCUUGAAGGGGAUGCUGCGCCCCACCCCGCGGGUGUCCCAGCCCCCGCGAGCCUUGGUCCACUGCACCCCCAGGCACCUCGCAGACGCCGCUACACCCUGACCCCCGCCAGGCUGCGUUGGGACCACUUUAACCUCACGUACAGGAUCCUCUCCUUCCCAAGGAACCUGCUGAGCCCCAGCGAGACCCGGCGGGGCCUGGCCGCCGCCUUCCGCAUGUGGAGUGACGUGUCCCCCUUCAGCUUCCGCGAGGUGGCCCCCGAGCAGCCCAGCGACCUACGCAUAGGCUUCUACCCGGUCAACCACACGGACUGCCUGGUCUCCCCGCUGCAUCACUGCUUCGACGGCCCCACGGGCGAGCUGGCCCACGCCUUCUUCCCCCCGCACGGCGGAAUCCACUUUGACGACAGCGAGUACUGGGUCCUGGGCCCCACGCGCUACAGCUGGAAGAAAGGCGUGUGGCUCACCGACCUGGUGCACGUGGCGGCCCACGAGAUCGGCCACGCGCUGGGCCUGAUGCACUCUCAGCACGGCCGGGCGCUCAUGCACCUCAACGCCACGCUGCGCGGCUGGAAGGCUCUGUCACAGGACGAGCUGUGGGGGCUGCACCGGCUCUACGGCUGCCUAGACCGGCUGUUCGUGUGUGCGUCCUGGGCGCGGAGGGGCUUCUGCGACGCCCGCCAGCGGCUCAUGAAGAGGCUGUGCCCCAGCAGUUGUGACUUCUGCUACGAGUUCCCCUUCCCCACGGUGGCCGCCACCGCCCCGCCCCCCAGGACCAAAACCCGGCUGGUGCCAGAGGGCAGGAACGUGACCUUCCGCUGUGGCCAGAAGAUCCUCCAUAAGAAAGGCAAAGUGUACUGGUACAAGGACCAGGAGCCCCUGGAGUUCUCCUACCCCGGCUACCUGGCGCUGGGCGAGGCGCACCUGAGCAUCAUUGCCAACGCCGUCAACGAGGGCACCUACACCUGCGUGGUGCGCCGGCGGCAGCGCGUGCUCAGCACCUACUCCUGGCGAGUCCGCGUGCGGAGCUGAGGCCCCCCCUCCGGCAGGCUGAGGCUGCUGAUAAAGCCCUUUCUCUCUGA
This is a messenger RNA of Vicugna pacos (alpaca), 1220 nucleotides long. The record is from RefSeq and is a predicted model, not a curated record. NCBI's taxonomy places the organism in Eukaryota, Metazoa, Chordata, Mammalia, Artiodactyla, Camelidae.